Messenger RNA from Oryzias melastigma (Indian medaka), 4833 nucleotides. It is a transcript of the gene asphd2, whose product is annotated as aspartate beta-hydroxylase domain containing 2. Lineage: Eukaryota; Metazoa; Chordata; Actinopteri; Beloniformes; Adrianichthyidae. Bases 631 to 1740 code for a protein of 369 amino acids. The transcript is spliced from 4 exons. The record is from RefSeq and is a predicted model, not a curated record.
ACUCGCUCGGAGCUCCCCUGUUGUUCAGAUGACGCUGGGUGGCUUCUGUGACGGAGCGACACUAUCUAUCGAUAUUUUCUAAACCCUCCUCCAGCACAGACAGGGGCUCUGUCCGUCUUUUCGUCGAUAGGAUCGAUUUGUAUUUUUCUUACCCCGCUAUCUUCCCGCUUUGACGUGGUGCUUGCGAAUUCUUUUGUGGCGUUUGAAGCUGUUUUCUAUGAUGUUGGCGAGUGGCAUCUGUCUACUGCAGUGGUGCGCAGCUUCGCCUGGAGAAACACCUGUGCGCCUGUCCUCGCCGCUGGCCGCCGUCUUCAAUGUUGAGUAGAAAAAGGAUAACCCUAAGGCGCGGUGUCUGUUUGCAGAACAAGGAAAGGAGCGGCACAAACACUGCACAGCCAGACAUCAUGCGAGGAGAAACCUUUCCACGAUGCAAAGUGCUGAAAUGUUAAGUCUGGAGAGCGAGAGUGUCAGAUCAAAUCAGCAGACUGUUUACAUCAGAGGCUGCCUGACAAUAGACUCAGCAUCAGCCUGUGUUGGGCUAAAGGCCCCUUUCAUUCACAACCCAAACAAGACACGUUAACGGAUCUGUCGUUGUUUUUAUCAGGUUCAGCAAAUCAGAAAGAGUCCGGAAUGGAGUGGUCACUAGAGAGCAUUAGAGAGAUGGUGGCUGGAGGGAUGCAGUCUGUGAGGGAAUGUGAGAUCUGUGCUUUUUCCAUCGCCAUGUGUGUACUGCUGCUGUUUAUGUGGUACUGCUACAGAGUGGGCCGAGAGCACGGCUCCAGCCCACUGCGUGGGAGGUAUCUAGUGGGGCCUGGCCGGAUUGGAGGGGUGGUGGGGGGUUUCAUGAGCUCAGACUGCCGGAACAGGGGGAAAGGAAAGCGCGGAUCAAUGCUGGAGGAGCAGAAUGGCUUUGCUUUCUGCCAGUCAUCAGAGUGCUUCCGCUGUACCAGUGCCGGCGAGAGUCUGAACCAGAGGCUCUACCACAGUCUGCAGGAGUAUGCCAAGCGCUAUACCUGGUCAGGUAUGGGCAGGGUACACAAAGGAGUCCGUGACCAAGGCAGAUAUCUCAACAGCCGACCCACGAUCCAACGCCCUGAGGUCUUCUUCCUCCCCGAUCUGCCGUCUGCUCCUUUCUUCUCCAGAGAAGUUCAGAGGCAUGACGUGGAGCUGUUGGAACAGAGCUUCCCCGCCCUUCUGGCUGAGUUUGAAAGCAUCUACCACCAGCCUCCAGCUCGCAGUGGCUCCUCCCUCCCACCAGGGUGGAAAGCUAACAACACCCCUCGUGGGCAGUGGUGGACCUACUACCUGGUCAACCAAGGCACCCCUUUGGUCCUGAAUGUCAGGAGAUGUCCGCGGGCAUGGCGGGUGCUGGGCCAGCUGCGCACCUUCAUUGCCAACAACGUAUUUGGAAAUGCCUGCUUCUCCGUACUGACGCCUGGAGCUCUUAUUACGGAGCACUAUGGUCCCACUAAUGUCAGACUGCGCUGCCACCUGGGUCUCAGAGUACCGCCGUCCUGCGAGCUUGUAGUCGGUGGAGAGCCACAGUGCUGGUCCGAGGGCAGCUGUCUGCUUUUUGACGACUCGUUUCUCCACAGAGCCUUUCAUGAGGGUAAUCUGGAGGACGGCCCCAGAGUGGUCUUCAUGGUGGAUCUGUGGCAUCCCAAUGUAGCUGCUGCUGAGAGACAAGCCUUAGACUACAUUUUCACUCCAGGCCGUCUAGAAGACAAAGAAGGCAAAUGAGGGAGACAGGUGGCAAUAUUAGGGGAAGUGUGUCAGGUUGGGGGAGCAGCUUUACUGAGUGGCUUCUUGUUUAAGAGGGUGAAACAAGGAAGGGCUGGUACAGUGGGCGGGUCAGUUUCCCACUGCACUCAUUGACCUAUUUUAACAGGCUUCUGCUUCGGUUCAUUUGAAACUGAAACACUAAGCUCCAACUCUGACCAGAUUCAUUUCUGUAUUCUACAACCAAGACUUUCUUGCAGACCAGCUCUCACCUACACUGUGUACAUAUAGUGGAGUUUAAAGAACACUGACCCAUCAAGGCAAAUGACCGAACAUUGGGCCUCUUUUAUCUACUGCAGUUUCACACGUGUUGCAGUGUAAAACACGCCUUAGUAAUAAAGCACUCCUAAAAUGCUAUAUAACAUUUCUAAACAUCAGGAAUGUAGUUGUAUGCACCCUCAGAUAGUCACUAAUAUACAUUCUCUUGCUGAUCUACUCACAAACUCAAAAUAUGAACAAAAAGGAGUAGCAGCAAACCGAUACCACGUCACGGAGGGAUUUUCUGCGCACUUUGCUGUAUUUUCCUAACACACUUUCUAACUUUCUGCAGUACCAUGAGUUAUUUUUUUUUUCUGUAACAUCCUGGAUGAAGCUCAGUGUCGUCUAGCAGAACUUAUGCACACAGGAGUUGUUUGGAUCACAACUGCGUUAUCUGCGUGGAAUAUUCUUAGGCUCAAUUUGGUUUAAUAUCAACCCAGAAUAAUGUGUUUACAUGCAAUUACUGGCCAAAUCCUUAGUUAUUGAUGUUCAAAAGCCACUCAAUCACACGGGGGCAGUUCGUGGCAUUUGCUCAUGUAGGCAUGGUGAAGGUGACCUGCACCAGUCCAGACAAGUUUUUAGUGCAGGUGAGUAAUUUCAAAUCAGUUUGAAACUUAGAUUCACUUUGAUUUUUGCAUAUUAUGGUGGUUUUUAUAGGAAAUGUUUAGCUGUAUAAAAUGACCUUUAGUUUUCUGAGUGAAAAGCAAAGUUUGAAGAACGUCUGUAAGCAAAUUCAGCAGCAGAAGUCUAUAAAUGCUGUUGAACAAGCACAGGAAACAGACUAGAAUUCACAUUAAUUUGUCUGAAAAUGACAAGACUGGAAAAAACAUGGUCUGAUUUAAUUCUCUUCCAUGACAAAUGAAGGCUGGAGCAGGAAUGUAAUGUGAUCAAUAUAAGUCUCAAUGUUAUAUUAACAUCUGUCCCUUAAAAUCAACAUUUUUCUUCGUGUUGAGCUUCAGAAGAUCCUCCAUGUCUACAUGGUUGGAAGCACCGAGUUGCUGCCAUGUGACAAGCUGACCAUUUUCACCAUAAUUUGAGGUGUAACAAAUAUCAUAUCUUUGUAAAGGAUUUCAAAAUCCCAGUUUAGUCUGACUGGAAUUUCUCUUUAGCUGCUUUAGAUGUCCUUCCUGUAGAAUGUGUUUUGACACUUGUGCAGUUUUAAUAUUCAGAUUCAUGAGGUGUUGUCCUUUAUUGUGUUAAUGACACUGAGCUUAAAAAAUGUUAUUUUUCUGUUUGAUCAUCACUAUUGCAAAAUGGUUUCUAACAUACUACAUAUUAAUGCAUGUCCUUGCUGUUUGAGUUUCCAUUAAAAUAGUUGAGUUGCUUGAAGGUGAAUUGGAAAGAAUAUGAUAAUAUGAAUCUAAAGGGUCUUCUGUUUGAGAUUAAUGCAGAAGGAUUAUCUAGUAGUCAUUUCUCAGACAUAAUCAGUAUUCAGCUUUUAAAAAAUACCAACACCAACAUGGAACAUCUGCAAAUAUUUAUAAAAGGGCUAAAAAAAUCCAUAAUUGGGUGUUUUGUGUUAUUUUAUGUACUAAUUUGAAUGUAUAGUGCGAUCUCCAUUCCUCUUUCUUUGCACCUAUUUCAUCAGAUUGUGUUGAUCUGGUCUAAAUGAAUGGAUGGCCUGUAUGCUCACAGAUUGUCUAUGUCCUGUCAGUGAUUGUAUCGCCCAUUCUGUCUUACUUAAGAAACAUCGUAGAAAUUAUCAAAAUGCAAUAAUUAUUUUGUUUUACAUGUCGCUAACCUUAACUAUGUGAUGAGUAGAUUGAGACCAGCUAACACAUAAGCACAGAACAGGUGAGUAGGAGAUGCAGGAUACCUCAAAGAAUUUAAAUGUUCCAUUUAAGUCCUGAAAUAUAUACGGUGGCAGUUGUCGUGUUAUAACGCAGGAACACAACUGUCCCUCAGCUCAUCCCUAAUGAGGAUGAUUGGAUUUAUCCGUGUGUGGUUUGAUAAUUGAGGUCCAAUGUCAGCCGCGGUCAGAAUGUUCAGGCGCUGACUCUCGCAGGUGUUCUAGUGAAUUGUGCUCCCCUCUGAAAAUCAGUACCAUGGUUACAGAAGCACAUCUGAAGUGCAAGUUGUAAGUGUGGCACUGCAGAUGAAGAGUUUUUGGUAAACUUCUGGACUCUUGUAAUUUAGUUGAAUUUGAUAUCAGGUUUGUAUUUCUGUAAAUAACCCUAAACUGAAGAAAAAAGAAAAAAACUGAUUGGUCUGAGAUAUUUUGAAAUGAUUGUCUUCAGCGCUUUAACUAUUGUGUUGUCUUGAUUUCUAUCUCAAGUGAUCGAAGGUCAACAACUAUGAACGUCUUUCCUGACACAUCCACUAAGUAUAUUCUGUGAAAUGUUUAUAAAGUACACUCUCUAUUGUUGUGUGAUGCUUUAGUUUUUCCCCUUCAAUCUGUAAGUUUUUGCAGCACUGUAUGGUAUCCAUUAGAAAAAACCCUUUAGCAGCACUUCACAAAGGUACAUAUUGUCAAGAAGUAAAAAAAAGAAUCUUCUGCUGCUUUGGUUGUCCGAUGCAAUUCAAGAUACCCAUCCAUUCAGUUCUAAUGUUUACAAAAGGUGUGGUUCUCACACACUGUUUACAACAGCAGAUAACACUGACACACACACACGGAGCUGUCCACCAAGAGCUGCUUGGAAUUCCCAAAGUAUUGGCUUUAGAUGCACUGGAUGAUGGGGCAAGAGUUUUUGUUUACAUUUUUUGAUUAAAGACUUUUUCUUUCUUUCAAAACGUUCUUGUGUGGAUUUUGAAUAGUAUUUCUGUACAUUUAAUAAACUGUCAAGUCUCUUAUUUAAA